CUCUGGCAGUGGAGUCACAUGUUGCACUAUCCCCUUUCUGGAGCCUAUUACAUUUUACAACAGGGCAAUUUUUUUUUAUUUUCAAUAGUGAAAGCGCACAUCAGUCCUGGGAUUCCAUCAAAAUCAGAAUUUUCCAAUUCUAAGUCCUUUUAAAGCUCUGGAAUGUCAGUGUCCAACACUCAGUGACCCGUGACAUAGACCAUAACUUAGGGCUGACUUUCAAUGUUUUGACAACAAACGGUUCCUUUAUCUUUUCAAUCUGCCUGCCUGCUUGUUGGUCUGCCUGCCCGUUCAUGGUUGCUUUGUUGAUCUAAAUUCCUGAACCGAGCCAGUGAAGCACAACCAUGUCCUUAUGGUCCCACGUUCAGAGAGGACAAACACAGAAGACUCUUGAAAUUGAACUGUCCUAAUCUCAUUACGAGCCCAGCUGCAUGUUUAGUCCCUCUUGUUUUACAGGAAAGAAACAACAAGCAGGCCUGCCUAAAUGCCUGACCUUCCUACUUUAGUUCUUGCUCUUACAUUUCUUGCUCUCCACUUUCAACGUGCAAAGGCUGAAACAGGACGUUAGCUCCCAGGCUUCUCAGCUUUUACUGGGCUCAUUCCCCCCCUCGGAACAAACCGCAGAAAGAGUUUAGAAAGUGAAAAGGGGUUUUUACCAGGACGUGUCUCAUGCUGGGUGGCGGUCUGUGCGGUUCUCCUGUCUGCUUCUAAGCUGCAGGCCCUACAAGGACACACACAUUUCUGCAGCUCUGAACGGGAGCCAAAGUAUGGACAGCAGGAGAGACCAAACUGGCCUGGGCACUCCGGAGGGCUGGGCUUGAGGGAGGGAGCGUCGGUCGAGCCCGCUGGUUUUGUGCAGGUGUGGGUGGGAAGAAAACGAGGGAGUCUGAUCAGAGAGCUUCUCUUAACUCGUCCUGGCUGUCUUUUUCUGCUCGGUGGAAACGAACAGCUGUCUAUCACUUGUACAGCGGUGUGUCACUCUGCUACACACUGAGAGCUCGCAGGUCCGUCAGACAGGUUUCCUCCAGCUCACGUACUGCAGAGUCUAAGGCUCUGCUUCCAAGAGGGGGAAAACUCCCCCCUUUUAAUUCUUUCCCCUUCCUUCCUUCAUACAGUUCACCCAAGCAGCUAGUAUUGGACUUGGCUUCUGUGCAGAGACACAGCUUCUGUCUCUUUCAACCUUUUGUUCCCCAUAUUCAAAAACAGAAAGCCGUCCAAGUGUCCUGGUUCUCCUCUUCCUUCAGGGCCUGCAGCAGGGCUUUGGCAGUAGGAGCAGUGCUGGAGCAGUGCUAAGCAGACGACUGACUGCGCAGGUGAAAAUCAAGAGCCUGACAGAUCUGACAUGAAUGACAGGAAGGGAAUUGGCAUCAUGUAGAAACCAAGUCAUUCCUCAUAAAGUCUCUACAUGUCGGAAGAGAAGGAGCUGAGAAGAGAGAGAGAGCUUCUCUAGCCUGUCUUGAAAAAAAACAGCUGCUUGAAAAAAGGGAAGUGAGAUAAUGGGCCGCUGGACUGACUUGGUCAUGUGUUUGCUUGUGCGCUCACAGGCAAGCUGGUCUCCACAAGAGAGCACAGAGCAGAGACCUCCUGCUGUCGUGAUGGGUUCAACUGCAGUUACCCACCUGGUCCUGCUGCUCAGCCCUGCCCUCGUCCUCACCCUCGCCAGCUGGGACAGUGCUUCGCCCCUCCAGAGCACGUUCUGUACGUGGGAAUGCAUGAAGUUCACUUUGCUGUGGCCAGGAUCGUUCUGUACGACCCUGAAGAAAAUCGAGUGUUUGAUCCCAGAGUAUGUGAAGACCUGGACCAUCCACGGCCUCUGGCCGAUGUCCACAGGCAGGUGCUGUGGCUGUUGGCCCAUUUUCCCCUCUGACCUGGAGGAACUGCAGCCGGAGCUGUCUCGCCUGUGGCCUACGCUGUUGAAGUCCAAAUCCAACUUCACCUUCUGGAAGGACGAGUGGAUCAAGCAUGGCUCCUGUGCUGGCUGUGUGGAGGGCAUGAACUCCCCCACCAGGUACUUCCAGACGUCCCUCAAGCUACGAGCCCACUUCGACAUCGACAGGGCCCUACAGGAUGCUGGCAUUGAGCCUUCCUGCAACAAAUCCUACACGAAACAAACACAACUUGACAUCACAGCAAAGAGAUGAAGAUGCAUAUGAAUUUCCAGCACCGGAUGUAGAGAGAUCUGAG
This is a messenger RNA of Lepisosteus oculatus (spotted gar), 2184 nucleotides long. The record is from RefSeq and is a predicted model, not a curated record. Lineage: Eukaryota; Metazoa; Chordata; Actinopteri; Semionotiformes; Lepisosteidae.